AUGGCCCAGUUGCAGAAAAACCACACCUUAAGCUCUGAGUUUAUUAUCGUGGGCUUUGGGGACCUGGCCGAACUGCAAAUCUUCUUUUUUGGACUCUUUCUAAUCAUGCAUGUUGUCACCCUAGCAGGGCACACAGCUAUUGUGCUCAUCACCCUCAUUGAUUCCUGCCUCCAGACCCCCAUGUAUUUCUUCCUUCGCAAUCUGUCCACCAUUGAAAUUUGCUAUAUAUUGGUGAUUGUCCCCAACAUGCUGGCCAAUUUCCUAUCCAGGAGCCAGCGUAUGCCUCUCCUGGGCUGUGCCUUGCAAAUGCACCUCUUCAUCGCCCUGGGUGGUGCAGAGUGUUUCCUCCUGGCCGCGAUGGCCUAUGAUCGUUUCGUGGCCAUCUGCAACCCACUGCGUUACACGGUCGUCAUCACCAGGGCCCUCUGUCUGCAGAUGCUGACUCUGGCAUGCAUCAGUGGCUUUGCACUCUCACUCACCCUUACUACAGUGAUAUUUCUCCUGCCCUUUUGUCAGUCGCAUGAGAUCAAUCAUUUCUUCUGUGACAUCCCUGCUGUGCUAUUUCUGGCCUGCUCAGACACAAGAGCCAAUGAGAUUGCAGUCUUCCUCGUCUGCAUGCUCAUCCUGUUGAUUCCCUUCUUGCUGAUUCUGCUCUCCUAUGCAUUCAUUAUUGCUGCCAUCCUCAGAAUCCACUCAGCUGACGGAAGGAGCAAAGCCUUUUCCACGUGUGCUGGGCACCUGCUGGUCUCUGUUCUGCACUAUGGCUGCGCAAUAUUCAUCUAUAUUCGCCCUAAGUCCUGCUACACCCCAGAACAGGACAAAAUUGUGUCCUUAAUCUACACCAAUGUAACUCCCAUGCUGUACCCUAUGAUCUAUAGUCUGAGGAACAAGGAAGUCAAGGGUGCCCUCAGAAGACUUCUGCAGAGCUAUAACCAGAUGAGGCAGCAACCCAAUGCAAGGUGA
Ailuropoda melanoleuca (giant panda) is the source of this 963-nucleotide messenger RNA. Its product is annotated as olfactory receptor 10V1. Bases 1 to 963 code for a protein of 320 amino acids. The transcript has a single exon. Gene Ontology annotation, cellular component: membrane. The record is from RefSeq and is a predicted model, not a curated record. Gene Ontology annotation, biological process: G protein-coupled receptor signaling pathway. NCBI's taxonomy places the organism in Eukaryota, Metazoa, Chordata, Mammalia, Carnivora, Ursidae. Gene Ontology annotation, molecular function: G protein-coupled receptor activity; olfactory receptor activity.